GAGGAGGACGCCGGCCUCGCUCCCCGGCGGGCCGUGCCCGGGCCGGGGGACCGCCGCCUCCCAGCGCGCGUGGGGCCGGCAUGGAGCUCUUCCAAGCCAAGGACCACUACAUCCUGCAGCAGGGCGAGCGCGCGCUCUGGUGCAGCCGGCGCGACGGCGGCCUGCAGCUCCGACCCGCCACUGAUCUACUUCUUGCCUGGAACCCCAUUUGUUUGGGAUUGGUAGAAGGAGUUAUUGGGAAAAUUCAACUUCAUUCAGAUCUUCCAUGGUGGCUUAUUUUAAUUCGGCAGAAAGCGUUGGUGGGCAAACUCCCAGGAGACCAUGAGGUCUGUAAAGUUACCAAAAUUGCUGUAUUGUCACUUUCUGAAAUGGAACCUCAGGAGCUGGAGCUGGAGCUCUGUAAGAAGCAUCAUUUUGGAAUUAACAAGCCAGAGAAGAUUAUACCAUCUCCUGAUGACUCCAAGUUUCUACUGAAGACAUUUACAAAUAUCAAAUCCAACGUGUCUGCUCCCAACAAAAAGAAAGUUAAAGAAAGCAAAGAAAAGGAGAAGUUGGAGAGGCGAUUACUUGAGGAAUUGCUGAAGAUGUUCAUGGACUCAGAGUCCUUCUAUUACAGCUUGACCUAUGACCUGACCAACUCAGUGCAGAGGCAGGUCGCUGGGGAGAGGGCUGGCCGCCCCCUCUGGCAGAAGGCUGAUGACCGAUUUUUCUGGAAUAAGUACAUGAUCCAAGAUCUGACUGAGAUUGGUACCCCGGAGGUGGACUUCUGGAUCGUCCCCAUCAUCCAGGGCUUUGUGCAGAUCGAGGAACUCGUGGUGAAUUACGAGUCCUCUGAUGAUGAGAAGAGCAGCCCAGAGACCCCUGCUCAGGAGUCCAGCUGUGUCGAUGACAUUCACCCACGGUUUCUAGUGGCUCUCAUAUCGCGCAGGAGUAGGCACAGAGCAGGAAUGCGCUAUAAACGAAGAGGAGUGGAUAAAAAUGGAAAUGUUGCAAAUUAUGUGGAGACUGAGCAGUUAAUUCAUGUUCAUAAUCACACCCUGUCAUUUAUUCAAACUCGAGGCUCUGUGCCCGUCUUUUGGAGCCAGGUUGGGUAUCGCUAUAAUCCAAGACCUCGGCUAGACAAAAGUGAGAAGGAAACGGUGGACUGUUUCUGCGCCCAUUUCGAAGAACAACUGAAAAUUUACAAAAAACAGGUUAUUAUUAACCUGGUAGACCAGGCUGGGAGGGAGAAGAUUAUUGGCGAUGCUUACCUGAAGCAGGUGCUGCUCUUCAACAACUCAAAGCUCACCUACGUCUCCUUCGAUUUCCACGAACACUGCCGAGGAAUGAAGUUUGAGAAUGUUCAAAUCCUAACGGAUGCCAUUCACGACAUUAUUCUUGACAUGAAGUGGUGCUGGGUUGAUCAGGCUGGGGUCAUAUGUAAGCAAGAAGGGAUUUUUCGAGUUAAUUGCAUGGACUGCCUGGAUCGCACCAAUGUGGUUCAAGCUGCCAUUGCGAGAGUGGUCAUGGAACAGCAGCUGAAAAAACUAGGUGUGAUGCCCCCGGAGCAGCCACUACCUGCGAAAUGUAAUCGGAUCUACCAGAUAAUGUGGGCAAACAAUGGCGACUCCAUCAGUAAACAGUAUGCUGGGACAGCUGCUCUGAAGGGUGACUUUACCAGAACAGGAGAAAGGAAGCUGGCAGGAGUUAUGAAAGAUGGAGUCAACUCGGCAAAUAGGUACUACCUCAGUCGGUUCAAGGAUGCAUAUAGGCAAGCUGUCAUAGAUUUGAUGCAAGGCAUUCCAGUGACAGAAGAUCUUUAUUCCAUCUUUACCAAGGAGAAAGAGCAUGAAGCCCUGCAUAAGGGCACCCAGAGAAGCCGCCAGGAGCUCAUCAGCCAGCUCUUACAGACGUACCUGACGGUGCUGCUGCCCGGCGAUGAGAGGUUCCACGGGGGCUGGGCCCUAAUUGACUGCGACCCCAGUUACACACGUGUGUGCCUCGAUGCAGUAAGCUGGACUCUCAGGAGAAAGGGUUCAAGAGGACGCACACCUUCGGCUGCACACUGCCCAGCUACAUUUGUGAAAUGCUCUAUGGAAGGCACAAACUCAGACAAUAAAACCAAAUCUUAAAGAUUAUUUGAAGAGCACUGAUAACUGAUAAUAAACGCCUCGAAAUUAGGGAAAGGGUGCUUUGUGAAGAGUUAUUAAAAACUCUUGCAAAGAUUCAUGAUCACCGGUUUUGUGAAAUUAGUGGUGGGACAAGACUUGAGUCCGCUGGGUCUUUAAGAAGCCUCCAGAGGCUUCCUCACACCAGAAGCCCUGGGGUCAGUUAUUUGCACCUUAUGCCUAUAAUUCUGGUCCUUAGAGGAUGGAGACAGAGGAUCAGAAGCCCAAGGUUAUCCUCAGCCUCAAAGGGAGUGGUUAGUCUCAGGUCUUGAAUUUUCCGCUUCCAAACACUUAAAGCAGCACGGUGGAGUCUGUUCCUAUUCGCCACCAGCAUGAUGUAAUGCUUCUCUGCUCCCGCCCUUUUCCAGUACUUAGCAGCUACAUGCCCUGCGUCUUAGUGUUCCAUUUUUGAGACAGGAUCUCACUAUGUAGUCCUGGCUGUCCUGGAAUUCUCUGUGUAGACCAAGCUGGCCUCUGACAGAUGGGUAGCCUCAUGCCUCUGCUUCCCAGAUGCUGGCAUUAAAGAGCUACCAUGCCAGGCUUAUUCCCUCCUUUGUAAUAGUGGUAAAAUUUGGCUUUCUGCUAAUAGGAAACCAGUGACUGCCUUCUGCACAUCUGGAGCACCUUAAAUUAAAGAAUACCUGAUUAAUAAUAACAUGCUGGAUAGUGAGGCUCUGAACAUCUUUUUGCGCUAUAUUUUGGUUCUAUAGAUAGAAUAGUCCCCACAAAGCAGAUCCCACUUUUUCUUCAUUGGAAAUUCAAAAUAUAGAUCAGAAUUGGUAGAUUUUUAUCAAGUGGUUCUCCCUCCCAAGAACCUCAUUUGCUUGUGUUCUAAGCUGCAAGCUUCAAGUCCAUCUGGUCUUAUUGCUGCCUGAUCUGUAGGUGCUAACCAGCUCGUGAUUUGUGUCUCUCGAUACAAAUGAAGCCCCAGGGUCCUUUGUGUGCCUUGCUUGCCUUCAGUAUCAGGCUGAGCUUCUGCUGAGUUGUUUCUGUUUUUUGAGAACAACCCAUAACCUAGCCCUUGGUGGCUUCUUAAAGAUCUCUACCAGGCUUUUAUUGUCUCACAUUGAUUUUCAUGAAACUGGUUGCCAGGCAUAAAUAGACUUCUUCCUUGUUAUCCCUCAGGGCAUCUUCAGGUGGAGGCCUCUGGUUAGGUCUCCUGGCUAGUUCCUAGUUCACUGUUGGAUGUACUUCUCUUCCUGAUAAUAAUGGUUUGUCUUCUAAUUCUUCCUUGGUGCUCAGCCUCCAAAAAUGAUUAUGGGAGUAUGCCUUUCCUGUUUCACUAGCCAAAGCUCCCACCACUGUUCUCUUCUUCCUGUAGGACAUUAGUGUAAGCAGGAGUGGUGCAUUUGUCAGCUCUUUAGUGCUCACUGGGGAGAUCCAUUGCUACCUGGGGCAAGAGGGAUGUCUGAAAGAAUAAUGUGCUGCUGCUCGAGAGGCGGCUGUGGAACAGGCUUAGAACUGCAGACUUUUGGAGCAGAUACAUGGUCUGCUCCUCAGCAACACCCACGGCUGCCAGGGCUGGCCACUCUCCACUCAGGUCCCAGGAGCCUGGUCCUCUAGAUUGACCGUGUUAGACAUUCAUCAGUUUUCAGCAUUUUUUUUUCCUGUUUCAUUGUUACAGUUGUCAGAAACUGCUUUCUUUGAGGCUUUGGGAUAGAAGGUCUGAUGGUGGAGAUGGUGGGCUGAUAUUUUGGAGCCAGUAGCUUCCUAGGUCACACUUUGGCUCUUGGCUUGGGUAGGUUGUGUGCUUGCUUUUCUUUUUUGAGAUAGGACCUCAUGUAUCCCGACUGGCCUCAAGCGCACUUUACAGUAGAGGUGGAAUUUCUGACCCUCCAGCCUUACAUUUCCCAGGUGCUGGGAUUACGGACAGACACAAUUGAACCCUGUUUAUUUGGCCUUAAGGGCUUCAUGAAUGUUAGUCAGGCAGUUGCUCUCCCCCUUGAGCUCUGCAUAGCUCAGACCUGUGUUGUUUUUGUUUUCUGUUUUUAUGGGAGGUGUUUAAUUGCCCAGUGGCUUGCCACAGUAAGAAUUUAGAAGCCUUCUCAGCAUGGUUCCCAGUGCUCUCUCCUGCCUGUUCUGGAGUGGCACUUUCUCAAAUAGAGGACCAUUAACACCUUCACAUCUUAUUUUGCUGAAUCAGUUUCCAUGGAAACGCCAAGCGAGGGUUCAUCUCCAUCGUGUUAAAGAAGCCUUUCUGUGUCUCUUAGUAAUUCUUCUCAUCUGUCUUGUCAUCCACCGAUGCUUCAGUUUCUUUCAAUGCGCCACUGGUAUUUUUCUUUCCUCUCUAAGGGUGAGAGAGAGAGAGAGAUUGAGAGAGAUUUACCCUUUCUCUCCAUGAGAAACAUGCUCUGGGCAUCUGUGUUUUCUGUAGAAUCUUUGUCCUCUGUUUGCUAACUGAAUGCAGAUCCAGAUGCAGAACUGCCGGGUCCCUGCUGGAGGACAAGGUAGCUCUGGCAGUGGCUACAUGGCACUGGGCUACUGGACUGUGCUUGGAGGCGUCGGCAAGUCAUCAUGUGUGUCUGCUUCAACUAUUCAUUCCUUGAUGGAUUUCUAAAAUAAUAAAAAAAAAAAAUUGAGGGGUGUGGUUUGAUACUGGGUUUCUAUGAGUAGCUCUGGCUGUCCUGGAACUGAUAGCCUUGUCUUUGCCUUCCAAGUCCUGGAAUUAAAGGCGUGUGCCACCACCAUCUUGCCUUCUAGAAUUUUAUUGUGUAUGUGUGUCAUUGUGUACAGUCGCAAGCCAUAGUGUGCAUAUAAUCAGGACAAGAGAGCCAGUUCCUCCAAUCAGACGGACCCAGGCGUUAAUCUUAGAUGUGUCGGGUUUAGUAGCUGGUGCCUUUACCCAGGUGCUCUCAGCAGCUGGCUUCCUCCCUUGAGACAAUGUUUCUUAUUGAACCUGAAGCUCUUAAUUCUGGCUAAACUGGCUGGCCACCUAGAGCCUUCUCCUGUUUCCCCCGCCCCCCACAGGAAGUGCUAGGGUCACAGACAUGUGGAUACUGCAGAUAUGAAUUCAACUCCUUUGUGCAAUAGGCAUUUUACCGAGCCAUCUCGCAGUCCUAAAAUGCUUUUGUUGAUAUGUAAUUUAUAAAGUACACAGCUCACCUAUUUGAAGUGUAUGGUUCAGCAGGCCUUCCUCACCCCCAAGACAGGGUUUCUCCCUGUUGCCCCAGACGUCCUGGAACCCAUUCUGUAGACCAGGCUGGCCUUGGCCUCACAGAGAUCCGACUGCUUUUGCUGGGGUUAAAGGUGUGUUGCCACCACUCCUGUCUCCCUUGCCUAUUUUAAAAACUGGAUUGUCUUUUAAAAAAUAUGCAUUUAGGCUAGAUGUGCUGAAAGACCAAAAGAUAAAUUAGCAGCUAUUAUUAAAACCUGAAGUAGGUACAUAAAGGAGUCUAGCAAUGCCCUGAGGGGUGAAGCCACCUCACUGCAUUCUUCCCCCACCCACUAGAGAUACAGUUGCCAGGAAACUGGCCCAUCCCCCUAGGGAGGGACACCAGGUCAUUAUGGUCUGGGGACCUUCCUAUAGCCAAUCAAUUCAAAAUGUAGCAUUUUGACCAAUAGAUGCUUGCCAGGCAGGAAUCGCCCCUGCCUUGGGCAUGCUGGGAUGAACCAGAAUCUCUAUAUCACCCAACUAACCUGGGCACAGUGCAUGCUCGGCUCCCACCGCUUCGGCGGUGGGGGGGUGUGGGCCCAAGCUGCAGCUUGUAAUUUACAAUAAAACGAACCUUAUGUAUUUACAGCGGAGUCUAGUUAUUCCUGGUCUUUUGGGGUUCGUGAACUGGGCAGAACAUUUUGGGGGCUCGUCCUGGGACCCUAAGACUCCAGGAACCUGACCCGCAGGUUUUUAUGCCGGCCGUAAGUGUCUAAAUGUUUCUGUGCAAUGUUUGUAUGUGUAGUACUUUCUGUUCUCUGUUCUGAAAAUUCCUCAGAGCUCAAGGUGUCUGUAUCUGGGUAGCAAGACGUGAUCAAGGUGGUCGCACUGGUGGUCACAGCUGCCGAAGUUCAGGGGGACGCCCCUAGCUUCAUCGGUAUUUUCAGUAUUUUGGUGGGUAAUCUAUAUUGCCUGGUCCCAGUGAGUGCCACUCGGUGUCUCCUGGGGCAACAGCCCACUCUCAGUGUCUUCCUGGGGCAUCAGGGUCCUUGCCUCGUGCACCCAAUGCAGGAGGAAUCAGUAUGUUCGGCCUGCCCCAGAAGAGUCAGUUUUGGUCCUGGGAAAUUUGGCCAGCUGGUGAGUGUUUUUUUGUCUCAGUGUCUCUGUGCAGUAUUUGUUUGUGUCUACCUUCUGUUUUUGUUCUGAAAGGCCUCAUGAAACUUGUUUAAAAUGUAUAUGUGUGCCUAUGUGUUUAUAAGGUCUGAACGCAUAUGUAUAGGUUGUGGUACAUGAAGUGCCUCAGUGCCUCACUGCCAUCUUGACUUUACCAUGUGGGUUAUAAUGUGACUGCCAUCUUGGUAUGGGUAAAAACAAAAAGGGAACCUUGUUCAAAUAAUUCUCAUUUCCUUCUAGGUUAAAAGGAUGACUUAUUUUAAAUUGAUAUUGGUUUUAGAAAUUACAUUGUUUGCACUGGUAAAUGCUGGUUUUAAAAUCUGGUUUUGACUUUUAAGAUUAUGGUUAUGCCUUGUGAAUUCUCUCCUACAAAAGGGGUACUUUAUUUUGAUAUUGCAAAAAUGGGUUUUAAAAAAUGUUUAAAUGUUUAAGGCUAUAAUAAAACGUUUAAAGUUCAUCAGGCAUUUGGGUAUGAGGAUGAUCUUGUGUAGUCUAACAGAAAAUUUGAAAGUUUCUUGAUACUUUGGGGGAGAGUAAAAAUAUUUUGGUAUUUAUUUUAUUAAUUUUACUAAGUAAAACUGAGCCAUGUGGUUUGGACUAAUUGAGAAAAUUACAGUUUUUAAAAUGUAUCUUGUGGAGAGCUGUUUGUUAAGCUGCUUUGUUUAUGGGAAAACAUGUUUUCACCUAGUUUCCUAAAACUUGUUCUAAGUUCCUUAGAGUUUGUUUAUGUUACCUUUAUGUUACCUGCUACAGGGAAGUUAUUUUAAAAAAGAAUUUGUCAGUUUCAGAACUUUUUGUAUUAAUGUAACUUGUUUUUGAAUUGCCUAUAAAAAGCAAAUCGUAGACGCUGGGCUCCAGCAGGAUCAUGUCAGAAUGGAAAGGAUUUUCAUGAGAGUUUUUAAGGUAUAUAGAAUGUUGCAAAAGGUUAGUGGAUGUAUUACAAAAAGCCAGAGAGUUAAUAUGAUUUGAGAAAGAACUGUAUUUAAAUAUGUUGUACUUCAUUUAAAAGGCUGAUGAUUCCUCAUUGCAAAUGUUUUUUAUGCUCUUUUAAGGAGAAAGAAUUCUGGCUGAUAGGUUUGGUAUGGCUAGAAUAAUUUGUACAGUUUAAGAUUGUUCUGUACUGUUCUGUUAUGCAGUUGGUUCUAAAACUUAUUUGAUCACUAUAUUAGAACUUUUGGUUGUGGGGGAUUGUGGAUGCGCCACAGUGUUUGCUGUAUCAUCAGAUCAUCAUCAGCACCUAAUGGCUAUGUUUGGUAUUGUCAGUCACAGCCUGUGCUAACACAUGGCUAGCCGCCAUGAUGGUUCAGGGAUAGAGAGCACGGGAAGCUGUAGUUUUGCUGCCAUAUUUGUUUAGGGCUUCCAGCUGAGUUCAGUUACACGUGGCCAGCCGCCAUGCUGGUCCGGAGAUAAAGAGGGUGGAGCCAUGAGUUUGCCAUCAUCCUUGUUUAGGUCUCUGAGUUACGUUCAGUCCUCUGAUUAGUGCUAAAUGCAAAGCUUUUUACUGGUCAAUUUUAAUUCAGGUGGUAGGAGCAGCAAGAUUUGCUAGCCUCUCUAUGAACUGUAUCUGACUAAGAGGUUUGCUUUGAUUUUAGUUCAGAAAGAGCAGAUUUAAAGUCAUGCUACAUACUGCAGUUGAGCCUUACCUAGUCUCUUUGUUCAGGUUUUUUUAAGGUUAAGCCUAGGAUGGGUAACUAUGAAGUUUGCUUAUUUGUCUUAAAUAUAUAGUUCUAGAACAUGCAUCUCAGAAAUAUGCUAGAAAUAGAUUGUAUAGCAUUCUGUUUUAUAGGACACAGUUUAGAGCAGAUGAUAAAGACAAAGAGUAACUCAGAUAUGCUGGCCCUCAAGCUUGUCAGAGAUCUGAUGAAUAUGGCAUUUUAACAUGUGUAAGCUUAUUGUGACAGAAAGUCCCGAAAUCCUGCUGGUAGCUUCCCAAGGUCUCCAAAAAGAUUUGGGCACAAUGACAGAUGACUGCAACUCUGGAUUGUGGUAUGCUAACCACUGGGCAAUACUGCCCCAACUGGCCCACUGCUAGGUCCCAGCCUAAAGUGUGGACAAAGCCGGGGACACCUGAAGAGCCAUUGUCUCACAUUGUGAGAGGCAAGGUGAGGUCAAUCUCUCCUGUUACUCUUUCCACAGAAGCAGUAGAAGUAGUCUCAUCUGAGCCUAGCUGGACCGCCUCUGCCCACGAUGUUAUGAGACCACAGGAGCCAGGGACACUGCCUAGGUGAUGGACUAACUAGUCAUCAUUGUCAUUUUGAUUGGCACAUAGAUUGGUAUAUUUAUUUAGCUUAUAAUUUAUCCUUCUCAGGUCUCUGAUCACUUUGACGGCUAGGCUAAGCUUAUGGUAGCUUUGCAGCUAAAGAGCAGACAAUUAGAUCCACUGUUAGCUCAUUAAUCAGUUCAUUGGCUAGCUAGAACUACAUGGUACUAGAUCUCUUAUUUAGAAAGGAAAACAGGUUUGCCUUGCUCACAGGAUUCAUGUCAGUGGCUUGUGUCUUAAUAUAUAUACUGGAUAAAAAUAUGAAGCUUAUAUAGGGUCUGAAGAUAUAGGAGUUUAGGUUGUAAAAAUCUAGAGAGUGUUACUUGGUUUGAAAAUGGUUUAGGGUUGAUAAAUGCAAAAAAGAUUAGAGAGUCCAAGUUGAUGUUUUAAGGUAUAUAAUUAUGAGUAUAAAGAUAUAAAAAAGGUUUUAAAGCAGAUUAAAAAUGGGAGAUAUUUUAGAUUUCUCCCCCCUCUUUGCUACUGUUGUGCUUAUGAGAUUUCAGAAGUUCAGAGUUUUGGCAUUAAUCAAUAGAGUUCUGAUAAGUUGAUGGAGCACUGACUGCUUAUUAUUCAGUCACCAGCUCGAGAUUUUAAUUUCCUUUGGUUGGCUUCUGGAGAUAGACUUAAAUUGCUUCUCGUUAUGUUAAAAACAUCUGUUUAAUGUGUAUAUCUGACCCAAAAGUCAUAGCUUUUAGUAUGGUAUUCUUAAUAUCUGCCAUUUUGGGGGUAGAUUUUGACACAGGAAUAUCUUAAAUCUAUUCCUUCUAGUUACUUUAUAAAGAAAAAUCCAAGCAUCCAGGGUUUAGCAUUAAAGCCAGUAAUGUAUUUCUGCAUAACUUCCCAGUGUGAACAUGAAGAUGGGGUCUAAAAGUAGAUGCUGAAUGUAUGAAAAAUGGCCAAGCUCCAUUCAUGGCUGAUUACCAACAGCUAUGCCCACAGAAAAAAUGUUACCGUGGAUACACUUAAGUUGUUUAUACAGGUUAUAAAACAAACAGCUAACUGAUACUCAUUCAGUGGGAUGCAGUUUUACCUGUUACUCUCAGAAUGGUAUGUUAGAUUUGCUAAAUAUAUAUUUCCUUUUGUGUACCAAAAAAAUUCAUAUGAGUUUCAGGAUGUGACCUGGAUCUGGCAUAGCUCAAAAGGAUCGCAGAUGAGAUUUUCCCUGAUCUUUCCCAUUUAUAGACAAAUUUUAACUUCUGUCUCCAGUCUCAGCAGAUUUUCACCUGUUUAACUCUGUUCUGGGAUUAGCUGUGGACUGCAAGCUGAGAUCUGGACUUCCUGGAAACUGACAUGAUUGCUCCCUACCUCUUUGGGUGGAUCAACUAAGCAGAUGCUUGGGACUGCCCUAUUGCCCA
Psammomys obesus (fat sand rat) is the source of this 10026-nucleotide messenger RNA. RefSeq names its product inositol polyphosphate-5-phosphatase F (gene Inpp5f). Gene Ontology annotation, biological process: phosphatidylinositol dephosphorylation; regulation of endocytic recycling. Lineage: Eukaryota; Metazoa; Chordata; Mammalia; Rodentia; Muridae. Gene Ontology annotation, molecular function: phosphatidylinositol-4-phosphate phosphatase activity. The coding region runs from base 81 to 2111 and encodes 676 amino acids. The transcript is spliced from 16 exons. The record is from RefSeq and is a predicted model, not a curated record. Gene Ontology annotation, cellular component: clathrin-coated endocytic vesicle; early endosome.